CGAACCGGACGAAACCGAUAUUAGAUAACUUCCGCUCGAUAUCCGAUAUCAAGUAACUAAAGUGCGACGAGGAAAAAUUUUUUCCAAGAGUGAAAAAAGCUAUAAAAUAGUGCAAGAAAAUUGUUAAAUUUAAGUGCAACGUUUCAAUAAAUAAUUACAUGUUACGAAUGCAUAAGAAUAAAAGCGAGCACAGCCAUUUCGAACCAAAUAAAACAAGUGACGCAAAAACACACACGCACACACACACACAUACUCGCACAUACAAAUAGGCAGCCUCAAUUUUUUUUUUAGAAAGUACAUACAUACAUACGUGAGAAAAAAACAAGUUUGAUUCGUGUGCGUACGCAUGUCGAGUGGAGAGUAGCGGAGACACGGUUGUGGAUGGCUUACAACAACAGAAAAUCAAAUAAUGUUGGUUACAAAAAUACAAGCGAAAGAUAUGCAUAUAACUCUAAUUUUAACAACAAAAAAAACCAUCGAGUACAACAAUUACAUUGGAAAUUGAAAUUUGUGCGACAAAAGCGAGCAACGGCAGUUUUCAUCAACUGGCGGCCAUAUUUACAGCUAAAGCAAGAACAACAAAAACGCGAUCCACGGUAUUGUAAACCUACGUGACAAAAAGCAAGAGUAUAUAAGCGACCAGGAAGACUGAGCAUGAAAUAAGCGUGGAUCACGAAAACAUAACAAAAUUUUAACAUUUUUCAACAAUAACUGUGAAAGUAUAAUACCUAAUAAUAAUAAUAAUAAUUAAAAAAAAUAACACAUUUAAAAACGAAAUAUUCGAAAUAUUAUGGAAAUUGCCCCAUUACUUAAUAACGCCGUUGUCGCAACUGCCGCCGUUGUAUCCACGUCGUCGACGUCACAGCAGAAGCAACGACAGAGGCGCUCCACUGCAGCAGCAGCAGUAGUAACUACAACAACAAAAAACAACAAUAAUCAAAAUGAUAACGUCGACAAUUUGACGUUACUCGCAUCGCUGACGCUGAGCAAGGUGCUUAAUAUAAACAAUAACAGCAACAUCAACAACAUUAAUAAUGGCCAGAGCAAUGAUAGUGCGUUGUCUUAUCAACAAAUGUCAGCAGCUAAGCUGAAAGCGACAACAGCAGCAGCAAUAAAACAACAACAAUCAAUGCUAAUCAUUGAUAACGAAGCUGAAAAAGAUGUAUUAAAUCAAUUACUAAAAACAGGCGCGGUAUUUACAACAGCAACAACGACAGCAGCAUUUAAUAAUGAUGCCACGCCUACAAGCUGCAGCGCGCCCAUUGCCAUUGAUAAGAUUACAGUACAAAAGCUGCAGCAGCAACACCAGCCACAGCAGCAGCAACUACAACAACAGCACUAUCAACAACAAUAUGCAAAUAGCGCACAAAAACAACGUCUUAACUCAUCCAUAUCAUCGACCAAUUCAAGCACAUCGACCAACUCAUCGACGGCCAAUAGCUAUGGCAGCUCCUAUUCCUCCAUCGAAGAUACGACAAAGGCGCUCUCAGCAACAACAACAGCAGCAGCAGUAGCAACAGUAGACACUAUUAAGGCGUCCAGCAUUAAAUUGCCAGAGAAAUCGAAAAUUCCGUCCGAUAUACUCGACGAUCUGGCAAGUCGUUUUAUCAUCAAUGUGCCGGACAUCGAGCUCAACAAUUUAAUACGCAUUUGUUUCCAAAUUGAGCUGGCCCAUUGGUUCUACUUGGACUUUUUCUGUGCGCCCGAAGAUGGAGAUCAAGUAACGCCGCAACAACUAAAACAAAAACGCAAGCUGCCCAUUGUUGGCAUCAAGCAAUUUGCCAUGCAGAUAUUUCAGCACAUUCCCUUUUUGAACAAGCAUUUUGGCACUGUGGAUCAAAUCUUGACAGAGUGGAAGAGUUAUAAAUCGUCAGUGCCCACAUAUGGCGCCAUACUUGUAUCGGAGGAUCUCAAUCAGUGUUUGCUGGUGCAAUCAUACUUUGCUCGCAACUCUUGGGGCUUUCCCAAGGGUAAAAUCAACGAAACCGAAGACCCCGCACAUUGUGCUACCAGAGAAGUAUAUGAGGAGACUGGCUUUGAUAUAACGCACCUCAUUGAUGCUGAUGAUUAUAUUGAGGCUCAGAUUAAUUAUCAGCUUACACGCUUGUAUAUAGUGCGUAAUGUACCAUUAAAUACGCAUUUUGCGCCACGCACACGCAACGAGAUUAGAAGCUGUGAAUGGUUUUGCAUUGAUGCAUUGCCGAUCAACAAGAACGAUGCUAUUUCGAAAGCCAAACUGGGCAAGAACUCAAAUUCCUUUUUCAUGAUCAUACCGUUCGUGAAGCGUUUAAAGCAUUGGGUUAACGAGCGACGCAACGGCAUUGAGCGGCCAGUGGUACGUCGACGUAAGGUCUCGGGACAGCAGAGUCCAAAGACUAAUAACAACAAUGGCAACCACAUAAAUGCAGAAGCAUCGCCCCUAGUUCUAAUAAGCAGCUGCAUCAAGAAGGAAACACGUGCAGCAAUUCGUCGCCAGCGGCACAAGUCAAUGGGGGAUUUGGAUGGUGUUAAAUUGAAUAAUCUCAAUGGCAAGGGCGCUGGUACUAAUGCUGUGGCUCUCACUGCAAGCAACAUUAGCAAUAGCAAUGGCAAGCGUAAUAGCAACAACAACAACAUGAACGGCAUUAGGCUGAUGAAUGCGUUGCUGGCUGCAGGCAGCAAUACAGCAACAAUAGCGAUUGCCUCCAUAACAGAGACGACGCCAACACCAACAACAAAUGUGGUUGCAGCAACUAGCAAGCGUCAAUUGUUUCACAGCCAAAGCCAAAACGAUGAGCAGCAGCAAGUGGCAAGCAAUGAGAAGAUUGUCAGCUCUUUUGAUUUGAUACGCAAGGAGAAGCAACAGCAGCAGAAGGCGGCGGCUAAGGCUCAAAAGCAGCAGCAACGAUCACGCGCAAAAUCGCAAAGUGAUAAGCAAAGCAAUCAAAUGGUUGUAAAAAGCAUCUUAACCAGACCCAAAGCACAGCAGCAACAGCAGCAACAACAACAUCAACAACAACAACAACAACAACAACAGCAGCAGCAGCAACAACAACAAACAAAAACAACUGGCAUGGAUUUAAUUGCCAUGCUCAAAGCAGCAUCAGCGGCUGCACAAAAUACAGGUAAUCCGGAGCAACAAAAACAACGUCCACGGCCAGCUUCAGUUACCUUGAAUACGCCAGCAACAACAACAGGCACUAACAACAAUAACCACAGGAGCAGCAUGACUCCAGACGCCCAAUUAUCAAAACAACUACAGCGCAUGUCAUCGGGCACCAAUCUGCGCAUAUUAAAACGCGCACAGUCUCAACAGCCGCUCACUUCACAGCAACAGCAAGAGGAGCAACAACACCAGCAACAGUUGCAACAACAAGGGCCAUUAAAUUUUACGCCCAACAUUAAUUCGUGGACGAAUUUUUCAUUCACCAAAAAUUUUAUUGCAAAUGUGUUUUGCUAAAUCAUUGAAAGCAACAUUUAAGAAAAGAUUUCUCUUCCCAAUAAGUUCUGAAAUUUAAAAUACUCUGUUUUUUCGCAUUGUAAGCUAAAGGCCAGUUUAUAGAAAGCAUUUUGAUUGAAGAUCUGGCGCUCUGUUGUCGACAUGUAUAAGAAUUGUGCAAAAUUUUGUAUAUAGGCAGGCAAUGAUUGUAUAAGGAUUUUGUAUUUAAAUAACAAUUUUCAUACAAACUAAAAAUGAAAAAAAGGAAAGCUAUGAUAUAAGCAUAUAACACGUGAGUCUUCCGCUCAAGCGCACGUAACCAAAAUUUUAUAUAUAUAAUU
Drosophila busckii is the source of this 3759-nucleotide messenger RNA. RefSeq lists its product as uncharacterized. The coding region runs from base 791 to 3439 and encodes 882 amino acids. Gene Ontology annotation, cellular component: P-body; cytoplasm. Lineage: Eukaryota; Metazoa; Arthropoda; Insecta; Diptera; Drosophilidae. Gene Ontology annotation, molecular function: RNA binding; 5'-(N(7)-methylguanosine 5'-triphospho)-[mRNA] hydrolase activity; manganese ion binding. The record is from RefSeq and is a predicted model, not a curated record. Gene Ontology annotation, biological process: deadenylation-dependent decapping of nuclear-transcribed mRNA; nuclear-transcribed mRNA catabolic process, nonsense-mediated decay. The transcript is spliced from 5 exons.